Messenger RNA from Chiloscyllium plagiosum (whitespotted bambooshark), 1104 nucleotides. Lineage: Eukaryota; Metazoa; Chordata; Chondrichthyes; Orectolobiformes; Hemiscylliidae. The record is from RefSeq and is a predicted model, not a curated record.
AUGGACAGAGUGGAACCCGAGAGUGUUCCUGCUGAGUGUGUGGUCUCUCAGCUGGAGCUCUGCAUGUUGGAGACUUCUCUCCUGGGGAGAGUCUGCAAAAGGUGGAGAAGAUUAGCUUAUGACAAAGGGCUCUGGAAGGAUGUUAAUUUAACCCCAUAUAAGGUGAACUCACGGAUACUCUGGCACCUGGUCAGGCAUUACCUCGGUGGCACCCUGAGGACGCUGAGGGUUAAAGGUGUCCUUCAUUCAAUUAAGAAGCACGAGUCCCUGACUGAAGCCUUACUGUUGGAGAUUGGUAAACGGUGCCCUAACCUGAGUGAGCUCCGGCUGAUUGAGAUGAACCUGCGAGGUAUCAGUUAUGAGUGUCUUCCUCCAUCGCUGCUGAGUCUGGAGCUGACCCAUUGUGAGAUUCCCUUGCAUUGGUUCCGAGUGGCUGCAGUGUCUCACGGGAGUCGUGCUGCUCCGUGUAUCAGGAACCUGGAGGUGGACAAUGUGCCGAACUUCUCAGACCAACACCUGCAGAACCUAGCGUCCCGCACAGCCCUGAAGGUGCUGAUCCUGUCCGGCACGUACAGGGUGACCGACUCCGGCAUCGAGAAAGCAGCUGAAUCGCUCUCGGGGCUCGUCCACCUCAAGCUGCACGGAUGCAACAUCUCGGACACCUCACUGCGGCACAUUGCCCAGCACCUGACCCAACUCCGCAGUUUGGACCUGACCAACCUGUGCUCCAUGACUGAUGCUGGUCUGAGCUGCCUUGGGGGCCUGAGGUCGCUGCAGUCCCUGUGCUUUGAGUAUUGUGACCAGAUUACCGUGGAGAAGCUUCUGUCUGUCUGCACUGGCCUGCCGUCCCUCACCAAGCUCAACCUGAGCGGUAACCCGUACGCUGAGGGAGAGCUGCAGAGAAUCCGUCAGAGUUUACCCAACUGCACCGUCACCAACCAUUUCCCCGACAACGGUGCCGUGCCGAAAUUUUAACGGGACUGCUCGCACGUCUUCAUGGUGGUACUGGUUAGUUAGGCUUUGUGGUGGGGGGGGUGAAGGGUGCUAUCUGACGGUACAGAUUGGCCCAUUCUGUUUGUGCCCUCAGUCUGCACUGAUUUCAUG